GAAGUCCGAACGUGCAAAGAUUGCGAAUGGAGAUACCAUCAAAGACGCACGAUGAACCCGGUACAUAAAAACGACAAAUGAAGCACAGGAAAGGAUUUAACUUGUCCAUUCAUUGACCAUGGAACAAUCCCCGGCGACUUACUUUUAACGAGUUCGCAGGUAUUGUUAUCACUCUAGUCAUGCAGAAGCCCAAGACAAGCAUUUAGUAGAAGAUGCUAUUUCAUCAUGUCUUGCAGCUCCAAUGCAUUGCUGAUCCCCUACCGAUUUUCUGUGGCUGGUCAAUCACCGGGUUGGAAGGUCAUGUCCUAAAUACACCAGCACAAAUAUUUCGACACAAGCGAAACGUCAACUUGUCUGGACCUGAGUGGAUAUCUAGGAGGGAUAGACCUUCUGUGCCGGGUAUCCAAAGCGGUCGCUAUACAUCGAGGUUGACAGAAAAUCCUCCAUCGCAUUUUCCCGGCAUCAAUCUUAAUGGGCUGAGAGAGUAUUCACCUUCCUAUGCACAUCGUGCUUAGUGGAGGGUCUUGAAU
Messenger RNA from Annulohypoxylon maeteangense, 530 nucleotides. RefSeq lists its product as uncharacterized. Lineage: Eukaryota; Fungi; Ascomycota; Sordariomycetes; Xylariales; Hypoxylaceae. The record is from RefSeq and is a predicted model, not a curated record. The transcript has a single exon. The coding region runs from base 213 to 515 and encodes 100 amino acids.